Messenger RNA from Coturnix japonica (Japanese quail), 5202 nucleotides. RefSeq names its product taperin (gene TPRN). Lineage: Eukaryota; Metazoa; Chordata; Aves; Galliformes; Phasianidae. The record is from RefSeq and is a predicted model, not a curated record. Gene Ontology annotation, molecular function: phosphatase binding.
UGCCCUCCGCCCUCGGGGCCGUCCGUUCCGCCCCUCCCGCAGGACGGCCCGGGGGCGGCGCUGCGCAGGGCCCGGCUCAGGUGCGGCGGGAGGAGGAGGAGGAGGAGGAGGAGGAGGAGGAGGAGGACGCGGCGGCCGCUGCUCGGCAGUGCCCUGAGAGCCGCCGCCAUGAGCAGCGCGGAGCCGCCGCUCGGGGCCGGACCGCGGGCACAGCCCGCAUGGAAGAGGGAGAUCCUGGAGAGGAAGCGGGCCAAGCUGGCCGGGGCGGCCGCCGGAGAAACGGAGCCCGCGGCUGCGGUGACUCGGGGCCCGGCGGGGACGGGAGAGCGGCUGGUGGUGGCCGAGAGCUUGGGCCCGCUCCGCGAGAACCCGUUCAUGCGGCUGGAGAACGAACGGCGGCGGCUGCGGCAGGGGCUGCCCGGACACGGCCCCGAGACGGCGCGGCCGCUGCAGCAGCUGCUGGAGCUGUACAGCGCCGUGCCGGGCAUCCGCACCAUCCGAGCCGACAACAUCCUCAUCAUCGAGUCGCAGCCCGACGCCGCCGCCUGCUUCGCCGACGGGGAAGCGCUGUCCGGGCGCCGCCGGGAGCCCCCGGCCUCGUCCCCCCCGCGCCGAGCCGACCCGCUGCGGGAGCUGCUGGCCCGUCGAGGAGCCGCCGUCGCCGAGAUCCGCGCCGACCAGGUGCUCGUCUACGAGGCGGCCGAAGCGCCGGAGCCUCCCGAGGCCGCGGAGCCGGGCACCGUCAGCCGGCUGCUGGAGAAGUUCGGGCAGCGACCGCGGGGCCGCCGCCGCCGGGGCGGGGAAGUGCCGGCCGGGACCGCCGCCACCCCCCGGGCCGGGGCCGCUCCCGCUCCGGCGGCUCCGGGCUCCCCCCACUCCUCGGCUCCCCCCAAGGCGGCGCCGACCUCCCCCCGCCCCUCGGUCCCGAAAGCCGCCCCGGCCUCCCCCCGUGCUGCGACCCCUCAGCCGGUACCGGUCCGCCCCCAGCCGGCUGCCCCCCGUGCGGCCGCCCCCCAGCCCGCGGGUCCCCAGGCGGUCCCGGCGUCUCCCAGGGCUGCGACCCCACCGGCGGUCCCCAUCUCUCCCCCUGCCCCGAUGGGUGCACCCAAAGCGGCAGCUCCCCAGGCCAACUGCUUCCUCCACAAGAUCGGCUCCAACUCCUUCACCGUGACCCCCCGGGGCCUCCCCCCUCCCAGCCGUGUCCCCGAGCCCCCCCCUCCCAGCCGUGUCCCCGAGCCCACCACCCGGAGCGUGCCGCCCAAAGUGCUGCCAGUGCCAUCCACCAGCGCUGCCAACGCCAGGAGGCCAAAGCCGGAGGAGGUGGAAGUGGCUGCAUCACCCCCACCCAGUGCCAGUCUGGCCCCCAGUGCCACCCAGCCGCUCUCCGCAUCCGCCCCCCGGGCUGGGGGCUCCUUUGAGAUCCACCCGGCCCCCAAGCCUGACCUGGCUGCCAUCCCCGCUCACGACCUGCAGGCUCAGGCCUUGGCCAAGCUGCGCCUGAAUUCACGCAACUCCUUCCUCUUCGUGCCCCGCCGGGAUGGUGGCACAGCUCUGCCUGCAGCCCAGAGCAACAGGACGGGGCCGCCGCCAUCCCCACAGCAGAAGGUGCAGAAGGAGCCCCCGCGGGUUUCCGCUGUGGAGCAGGAAGAGCCGAUCGCUUCCCCGCCGGCGCCUCUGGAUCCGUUGGUACCUGUGACUUACAUCGAUGACAUUGUGGAGCCGGACGGGGAGCUCUCCACGAGGGCUGCGAGGACGGAGAACUUGGAUCAGCCCGGAGGAGCUGGAUCUGAGCUGGACAUGGACAUUUCCUCCGUGCCCCUCUACAGACCGCACUCCCCUGGGCUCCACCAGAGGGGAGGGAACACCUUCACCGUGGUGCCCAAAAGGAAGCCCGGCACCUCGGGGCCACAGGGUCUCAGUGAGGCUGGUGGGAGGCCACAGCGGGAGGAAGAGGAGGAGGAUGAGGAAAGCAAAGGAAGAAGCAAAGCUGUAGAGAAUGCCGAUGGGCCCCAGGUGGGAGCGACCCACAAGAAGCGCUACCCCACAGUGAACGAGAUCGAGGUGAUCGGUGGGUACCUGGCCCUCGAGAGGUCCUGCAUGAGCAAGACAGGAUCCCGCCGCAAGAAGAUGAAGAUCUCUUUCAAUGAGACAAGUUUGCAGACCAUGUUUGAGUAUCCAUCCGAGAGCUCACUGGCGGAAGAGGAGGAAGAGGAGGAGGAGGAGGAAGGACGCGCUUCUGAAACAGAGGACAAAUCUCGUCCCUUUCACAUUCCACGCCCUAACAGCAUUUUGCAUCCCAAUGCAGCUAGCCCAGCAGAUCUAUCCAGCUACACCCCAAAGCACUCUGUGAAGUUCAGCGAGUGGCAGGAGCAGAAGUAUGAGGAGAUGCCUGCCAAGGGACCCCUCCUGAAGGAAGCUGAUGGGAACCAAGUCAUGCUCACCCCAGCUGAGAAGGGCGGACUCUCCGACUUCAGCAGUGAGCCAGCUCUGUACUUCUGAUUGCUCCAUCUCUGAGCCUGCAGCAGCAGCUGCUGGGCAGAGCCUGGCAGUGCAUCACAGAAACCACCGCCUGGGUCCCUCCCUCAUCACAGUCUUCACAGCAUCCUGAUGCCAAGGGUGGACUAGAUGCCAUUGGGCAUCUUUGGAGAAUAUUUGCACUGGGUUCUGGGACCUAAACAACUGUUUUUUUUAAUGCAUAUGGUUUAUUCUCCCUGUGGCCUUGCAUAUUCCUUGUUCAAGAUCAGCUGUUGAUAAGACAGGUAUCUUAAAGCAAUGUGUAACCCCAGGAUAGGUGUAGAUGCUCUCAGUGCUAAUGACUCUGCUCAUCCAAGUGCUGAGUGGGGCCUGGACAGCAUUUGUAACACUUCUCUCACCAGAGGCCCCAGUGAUGGAAGCUGUGGGCAGGUGGCUGGGCUCACUGCAUGGUUCUGACAGCCAGGCUGCAGUGGUUGGAAGAACUGAGGAUUCGUGGGUUGUUCUCGUUGUGUUUUUGGGUCUCAUUUCACCAACUGUCAUGGAAUUUACGUGCCAGUUAAGCUCUUGUGAAGGAACCUGAAUGCACUGUGUGGGUGAUGGGGAGGGGAAUAAAUGCCUUCAGUUUUAGGUGUCACUUUUGCACUGACAGCAGGAAGCACCCAGUCCAACUGGAGCCUUGUGAGGGUUCCCAAACGUUGGCCAUAGCUUUGAUCUCUCUGUAACUACUUGUGCUCUGCAGGCUCCACUAACUCUAAUUGUGCUUGUUUGCCCAUUCCUCUUUGUUCUGUUUUGGCAUCUAAUGGGGCCAGGCCUGAGACUGAUGUGUCUUGGGUGGUGGGGAGACUUGCUUCUUGCCUUGCUCACUCUAUUUCCCUAUGCAAAGCACAGGAGGAUCAUUUCACUCCUUCCUUCUGCAGAACUUGAACAAGGAAUAUGAUUUAUUUUUUCUAGUAUUUUUAUAGUUCUGUUGGAAUUGUUUGAUGCAGCCAAUAUACAAAGGAAUCUCCUCGACUCUUCCAUUUAAAUUUUCUACGACUGUACACACUCAGGGUCAAAAUUGCACUCUGGAAAAGACCGAACACUGCUGCUAAUGUGAUUUGUACUUCUGGGAUUAAAAGAGAUGCGGUUGGAACAGACACGGCCUCUCUGGGCUUUGUGAAAGGGGUGGUCCCCCACGCGUGGCUCUGUCAGAAGGACCAGGCUGCCAUCUUUUGGUGAUGUUUGGGUUUUAUUGGCUUGUGUAUGAUAGAUAGACAAUGUCUGUCUGAGCUGACACUGAUCUAUGAUCUGAAAAUGUUCUUUAUACCUUUUUACAUCUUGGACAGUGGAAAACUUGAGCUGUGAGCUUAUGGCAGCCCCGGCUCCUGAGCUGCAGCAUAACAGAUGUGUAAGUGGUGAACACAGAGCUGCCUGUCCUGGCUUUGUUCUGCUGUGAGUCAAUGAGGGAUGCUGACCAAUAUCCCACAGGCUGCUCUGCUGCGUUCAGCCAACUGCAGUGCUGCUGGGGGUGCUGAUCCCACUGAAGGAGCUUUGUGCCCUCUCCUCCCCUAGCUGGGACAGGCCCCUGGUGCUCUGCUGCACCCAGCAGCUCUCUAAUACCAAAAUGCUUCUGAAAGGAAAAGAUAAUUCUGCAACACGCUUUUAUUAAUGGUGACAUCCUUGCACCAGAACAGCAGCUGCCCCCCACCAAGGGGCCUGGCCAGGCUGAAGAGCAGCUUUAGGAAUGCUUUUGUCCAGGUGUUUGCUUUGAGGUGCUCGAAGGCUCCCUGGCUUUGCUAGCAUUCCUGAUGUCUCCCUUCAGGGCAUCUAGCAAUGUCUGAGAACUCUCCAGAAUCUGGGAAAGAAGGAAAUAAAAACAGCUUAUGUAUUUUGUAUCAACUAAACAGUUCUCUCUGAGCUCAGCUGAUGUACCCUGCAGCAGGAGGGAUCCUCCACCCUCUGAGCAAUACAGCACUGGGAGUUGAGGUGUCUUGUCUCACUGCAGGGAUGGCUGGGCAGGAAUUUCUCUGGUUAUGCCCAUAUUCUGAAUCACAAAAACCUUGAGCCAUUUCUCUGCCCUGGAACAUAAAGCAGAGACUUUCCUGCAGCAGGUUGUGCAUUUAAGUUUACUUCCUACUUGGGCUUCUUGGAGCAGUAUUAAAAUUGCAGGCAGCAGACUCAGUGUUUUCCACUACUAAACCUGCAUGCUUCAGGUCUCUUGCUUUGAUAAGUAACCCCACAAUGACCUUAAAUCAGACUAAAUCUCACUCCUUUCAUUCAUUUUCUUCUGUUUUUAGCACAUAUUUUAUACCAUCUCACACUCCCAUCUGUUGUGCCCAGGAGAUCAAGGCAACACCAGGCUUAGAUCUCACUGCCUGUGCAGCUCACCUGUUUACAGUGGGCACCUGUAACAGAACAUGGCUGUUUCAGUCCCAGUGAUAGCUUAUACUCAUUCCUAUGGCCUCACAGGGGUAUGAAAUGGUCAGGGGAGAGGUGAGGAGCCCUGCAGAGGGAUCCUGCUGUCUUUCCCCCAUAUCAGAGCAUGGUGCGUGUAUUAGGGUGAGUCCUGAGUCUCCCCUGGGCCGGGGAAGGGCAAGGAGCACCAUCACACAGAGACCUGAAUGCACAGGAGGGGACUCUGCUCCUCAUUUCAGUCUGCAGGAUGACCAUGUUUCCUCUCCUCACCCCUUGGCUUCUCACCUGCUGUGACUCUGUCCCCUAAUUUCAAUAAACACGGCUUUGUUUGUA